Sipha flava (yellow sugarcane aphid) is the source of this 1635-nucleotide messenger RNA. It is a transcript of the gene Faf2, whose product is annotated as FAS-associated factor 2. The transcript has 2 exons. Gene Ontology annotation, cellular component: endoplasmic reticulum. Bases 114 to 1436 code for a protein of 440 amino acids. Gene Ontology annotation, molecular function: ubiquitin binding. The record is from RefSeq and is a predicted model, not a curated record. Lineage: Eukaryota; Metazoa; Arthropoda; Insecta; Hemiptera; Aphididae.
UCAAUUGCUACAUUUUUCAAUUUAUUUUGGUUUUUAAAAUAUUUGUAUAUCUCAAAUUUUUAAUACGGCUAACUUCUGCAAAUUAAUUAUUCAAUGAAAUUAUAGUACUGAGAAUGGACCAAGAAGACUUCACUGCUGAUCUGUGUGCUGAACAGAUUGGUAAAUUAUUUCAAUUCCAGGAUCUUACUGGUAUAGAGAGUUUGCCAACAUGUCGGGAUGUAUUACAAAGACAUAAUUGGGAUUUAGAAUCUGCUGUUCAAGAUCAGUUAAAUCUUAGAGAAGGUCGCCCUUCAGUAUUUGCUGGAACAUCAGAAACAUCUUCUGCACCAACAGUUGUAGUUGAUCCAACUAGGCAACAAAUAUUCAAUUCAGAAUCUUCUGGAACUGGAAAUUUCUUACCAUUUGUAAUAGAUUAUAUACUAAGAACAUUUUACAACACAUUUGUAUCAGUGGUACGAUUUACUUGGAGUUUAGUAUGGCCUGAACCUAGACCUCCAAUUACAGAUCCUGUUGCUGAUGUUGGAAAAUUUAUACUAAACUAUGAGUCUGUGUAUGGUAAUGGACAUCCAGUAUAUUAUAGAGGAUCAUAUAAACAAGCACUUAAUGAUGCUAAGCAAGAAUUGAGAUUUCUUGUAAUUUAUUUACAUCAAAAUGAUCAAUCAGAUUGUUCUAAUUUCUGUUCUUCUGUAUUGCCAAAUAGUAAUGUUAUUUCAUUCCUAAAUGAAAGUAAUAUACUAUUUUGGGCUUGUGAACAAGAUACCAAUGAAGGUAAUCGUGUAGCUACAGCUUUACAAGCUAAUGUUUAUCCUUAUGUUGCCGUAGUCGUGUUGAGAGAAAGUCGCAUGACGUUAGUUGGUCGAAUGGAAGGACCUGUAUCACCUGAAGAAUUUAUAAGAAGAUUGCGGUCAGUGUUUGAAGCUAAUGAAGCUUAUCUUAUAGCUGCUCGUGCUGAACGAAUUGAACGUAGUUUUAAUCAAUCCUUACGGGAACAACAGGAUAGAGCAUAUUUAGAGUCUUUGCGUGCAGAUGAGCAAAAAGAGCAACUUAAAAAGGAGAAAGAAAAUCAAGAACGAGAAGAACGUAUGCAAAAAGAAAAAUUAGAAGAAAUAGAAAAAGCAAAAAAGGAAGAACUUAAACAAAAGAAAAUAGAUAUGUUGUCAAGAAUCCCAAAAGAGCCAUCCGUUGAAGAACCUGGUGCUUUGACAAUAGUAUUUAUUAUGCCAGGUGGUAUAAGAAUAGAAAGGCGAUUUGCAGAUGUAUCACCUUUGUCUGAUGUAUUGGAUUUUGUGUUUUGCCAUCCAAAUUCACCAGACGUUUUUGAAGUAGCCACUAAUUUUCCAAAGCGAGUACUUAGCACUGAGGAUAGAGAUAAAACUCUUGUACAAGCGGGCUUACAAAAAAGAGAAGUUCUAUUUAUCAAUGAUUUAGACUCGUGAAUAUAAAUAAACAAAUAUUUAUGUUAAGUUAUUAAAAGUACAGAAAUAUUGUAAAAAUUACAAUUAAAAUAAUAAUUUAUAAAUUGCAAUGGUACAAGUAUAAGGUGUUUUAAUUAAAAAAAAAUGUUUAAUCGAAAUUUGAGUAUGUAGAACCAAAUACCAGUUAAUUAUAAUAUAUAAAUAUAUAUAUUUAUUUUUA